Messenger RNA from Phyllopteryx taeniolatus (common seadragon), 3127 nucleotides. Its product is annotated as E3 ubiquitin-protein ligase RNF126-like. Gene Ontology annotation, biological process: protein ubiquitination. NCBI's taxonomy places the organism in Eukaryota, Metazoa, Chordata, Actinopteri, Syngnathiformes, Syngnathidae. Bases 204 to 1142 code for a protein of 312 amino acids. Gene Ontology annotation, cellular component: cytoplasm. The transcript is spliced from 9 exons. The record is from RefSeq and is a predicted model, not a curated record. Gene Ontology annotation, molecular function: ubiquitin protein ligase activity.
UAGCUAUCCCAGAAUGCAUUGCGCUAUGUCGUCAGUUUUCAUAGUAAAUGGCAGCACGUACACUAGUUCGUUCGUUUAUACUCGCCUUCAACGCUCAUUCUUCGCUUGUGAAAAGGUCAAGUCUGCGUUCUUACGUUCGCGAGCCAGUUCUCGCGAUCGUUUAAUAAAAGCCUGCUAGGGUGUUCGUUCACUUCCGUGGAGAAAUGGCUGAGGCUUCCUUACCGUCCUGCCGGUUUUUCUGCCACCGCUGUUCAGCAGAGAUAAGCCCGCGUUUACCGGACUUCACCUGUCCACGCUGUGAUUCUGGAUUUAUUGAGGAAUUGCCUGAUGAAAGAAGAAGCGACGAUAGCUCCCCAUCUACAUCCUCCGCAACUGAUCAGACACAGACCCCCAGUCAGCCCACCAUGAAUCACCAGCACUUGUUCACUUUUCCUACUGGGUACAGUCCAUUCACUGUGGGAAUUUUCAAUGAAAAUUUUGAACUCAGAACUUGGCUACCCACAGAAGAUAACAGAGACACCGAAAUUCAGCGGGAACAAGAAAUGCCGUCGCAGCAACGAUAUGGUGUGCAGCAACCACGGGGUCGACAUGCGGCUCAGCGACAGGGUACACGCCAUGAAGGAGUUCCCACGUUAGAGGGAAUUAUCCAACAGCUUGUGAAUGGGAUCAUAGCACCAACAGCCAUGCCGAAUAUUGGAAUGGGACCAUGGGGUGUACUUCAUUCUAACCCAAUGGACUAUGCGUGGGGAGCCAAUGGACUGGAUGCCAUCAUAACACAGCUACUCAACCAGUUUGAAAACACGGGUCCUCCUCCAGCGGAUAGAGAAAGGAUAAAGGGUUUGCCCACAGUCUCCAUCACAAAAGAACAUGUGGGCGCAGGUUUAGAGUGUCCCGUGUGCAAAGAAGACUACAGUUUCGAGGAGAGCGUCAGACAGCUGCCAUGCAAUCAUUUGUUUCACAAUGACUGUAUAGUCCCCUGGCUUGAACAGCAUGAUACAUGCCCCGUGUGCAGGAAGAGUCUGAACGGCCAGAACACAGCCACAAACCCACCGGGUUUAUCAGGGAUGAACUUCUCUCCCUCCUCAUCAUCCUCUUCCUCUUCCAACUCACCAAGCAAUGAGAAUGCUUCCAGCAACUCAUAGAUUCUCCCUGUCACCCUUACUUCAUAGCUGGAAACCUCAAGCUCUCAAGGAGUCUUCUCUACAGCGGACACAAGCACAGCUGCUAGUCUUUAUUCUUAUGGACAUGUAAGUUGAGGUGAAUUUCUCUCAGACGUCUUAUUACUAAUCAUUCCUCCACUUUUGCUGACUGUCGGCUGGAUCCUACUCUUGCUACUGUUGCAGUAAUUGAGGACAUUCGCCUACUAAUCGCCCUGACGGAUCCGUGGGAACUGAAACAAUCGUAAAAGUAGGAUCUGCCACAACGUUGGGGACACAUUUUUCUAUUUAAAAGUCAUGCUCUUUUUUAACAUUGCCUGUGGUGGUGCAGAUGUGUAGGUAGGUGUCAAGUUAUCUGAACAACGCUGAGCCAAUGUAAAGGAUAUGGAUCAAAUCUUGUGUAUGCUUCUGACUGAUUUUUUUAUUUAUUUGCACAUUUUGUUUAUAUUUGUUUUUAAUUUUGCACUGUUUGGUAUUUUCAUGAGACAACAGUUUUUUUUUUUCUUUCUUAAGCAUUUCAGUAGUUUGCGUUAUCUUAACAGAUCCAGUGUGUGUGGUGCAAUUUCGGUGGUUGUUGGAUGAAUUUAUGCUGUGUUUUUAAAAUUAUUUUUUUUAAAUCAUGAAUGAGGAAAGGGAAAAAAAAAUCAAAACAUUUGUAUUUAUUGAUCUUAUGCCACCACUAAUAGGGCAUGUAAAACAAACAAACAAAAAAAAAAAAUCAUUGAAUCUUCUUACCUCUGUGAAACUAGCCAAAAGUGUUAAUUGUAUUUUUAUUUAGUGAUUUAAUGUUUUUACAGUCACAAUAAAGUCAUUAAGAAAACAUUUAGCAAGAUUCAUUCAGUUAAAACUCCAGUAACAUAUGUUAGGCUACAUACAGUAAAAGGCUCCUAACUUUUUAGACUGGUAAGUAGUAUUGGCUAUCACCAGUAACUAUAUUUUGGGUGUGGAAAAUCCAGAUUAUGAAAUCUCAAGGUACACCAUAUAUGAUGUAUUGUCCUUUCACUUGUACGAGUUAGGCUUUGUUUUGCCUGGUCCAUAAUAAGAAUGCUAUUCAUCUUAAAAUAACCCUUUUAAUUUUGACAAAUGACACAAUGUGAAAUGCGCCAUAUAGUAUCUAGGUCAUUGUGGCUUUCAGGUGCACAGUUAACGCUUCAAAAAAGAGCCUCACUCCCAAUUGAAGUUUACUCUCAAGCUAAACAUUAAACUCAGAGAAUUGUAUUCCUUUCAGUCCGCGAUCUGAAUUCUAAUGCCAUCUAUGUUGCGGUGCCCUUUAGGCAACGGAUUGAAUGGAAACGGCGUAGCAACAGACAAGUACAAGUACACAGACAGUAUAACAACACUGAGUCAUAUAUAUUUCAUCAUCUGUGAAUAAUUAAUAUUAGUGCCGUACUGAUGGGUUGUGAUGAGUUAACUGUCUCAUCGAACAGUAUAUCCAUCCGUCUGGCUUGUACUGCCCCCAGGUGGCCAAGGUGGGCACACCAGAAUGAGCUCAAUGGUCAUUCAAUUGAUGCAGUGUGACAAAAACGGUUAGUUUUUCAUUCUAUUUAAUUCGGUCAUUACGAUGUUUUUAUUAAAUACAAUAUUAUGGAGUGCAGUUUUUCCUCAUUAAAAUACACAUUGCAACAUUUUUUGUUGUUUUUUGGGGGGUGGGGCUGGAAUGGAUUAAUGACAUUUCCGUUCAUUUCAAUGGGAUAAGAUGAUUAGAGAUACAAGUGUUUUGAGUUAUGAGCGUGGUCACACAAUAAAUUAGUCUAUCUCAAGGCACCACUGUAAUAAGGAUUUUCACUAAAUGUGGUAUUAUGUAAAACCAAUUUGAGGUGCCUUGGAGGCGUGAAGUUCUACAUUCUGUAAUUUAGAAUUUACCACAAAUUAUAAAUUGACAACUAUGUGGACACAAUACUGUAAUGGACAUUGCAUGGUGUUUGUGAUUUCGCAGCUAUAUAUGAGUAAAAUAUAUACAAUGAAUUAUA